Messenger RNA from Struthio camelus australis, 6277 nucleotides. The record is from RefSeq and is a predicted model, not a curated record. NCBI's taxonomy places the organism in Eukaryota, Metazoa, Chordata, Aves, Struthioniformes, Struthionidae.
UUUGUUCUUUCCUCAGCCAUUAUUGUGUACAGAUUGCCCUGGACCUGGAAAUGCAGCAAACUCCUGAUGAAGUUCAUCCAUGCUGGGUUAAAUACCAUAGCUAUGAUUCUUGCAAUUGUUUCUAUGGUAGCCGUGUUUGAAUACCACAAUGCCAGGAACAUUCCUAACAUGUACAGUCUGCACAGCUGGAUUGGGCUGACUGCUGUUAUAUUUUAUUCUCUUCAGCUUCUCCUGGGUUUUGCUGUCUUUCUACUCCCUUUUGCUCCAGUUCCGCUUCGAGCUGCUCUCAUGCCAAUACAUACUUAUUCGGGCCUCCUCAUCUUUGCAACAGUGAUUGCAUCGGCUCUCAUGGGAAUCACAGAAAAGCUUAUAUUUUCACUGAAAAAUCCUGCAUAUAGUACAUCCCCACCGGAAGCAAUUUUUGUCAACUGUCUUGGUCUUUUGAUUGUAAUAUUUGGUGCGCUUGUUCUGUGGAUGGCAAGCAGGCCCCAUUGGAAACGCCCACCAGAAGAGCUUCCUGAAGUUUCACGGCGCAAUGGAGGGACCCCCGAAGGCACAGAAGCAGAGUCCACAAUGACAGAUUGUAGUAAUGCAGAUAGAUCUGACGUGGGCUUCAAUAGUGAAGCAGCCAGAAAACGAAACCUCAAACUUGAUGAAGCAGGCCAACGAUCAACUAUGUAAAGCAAAUAUACAGUAUAACUGUAUUACUAUGUUGCCAAAAAAUAGUCCUUCUCAUGCAGUUUUAUUGAUAUAGAAAUAGGUUGGGGUUUCAUUUUCAGUCAGGCUUGCUCAAAGGUAUUCAAGUUUUCUGCAUAUGAAUUUAAAUUCCAGUAAGUCUCAAAUACAUUAUAUUGGUUCAUGUUUAAUCCUCAUUAAAUAAAUGAGAGCUGAAAUGAAGAACAUGCCAAAUUUAAUGCUUUUAAAAAUAGAUCUAAUAGGAAAAUGUUUUCCACAUCACUUCUAAAUUUAAUGCUUGUAUCUCCUUCAUAGUUAUGAAAAGUUAUUGAGACUAAUUUUUUUUUCUGAACUAUCUUACAGGUAUGAGCAAGAGUUGUAAAGGUAUAUCAGAGAACAGAAUUUAACUGUUAGCACAUAAUUUUUCUGAUAAUGUUCACUUUCUAAAAGGCUUGAUCUCUCAAGCUGAUGAAUCCUCUCACCAGCUGCUAAAAUCUGUGGGAUCUGAGGUCACUCAGCACUUUGCAGAGUUGCACUGUAAAUAUUUCUGGCCUCAGAUAUUGAAUUCAGAUAAAGAAAUGAAAUAGUUUGCCUGAAGUUUUCAUGAACUAUCAUGUUGCUUUUAAAAAACAUUUAAGUCUUUUAAUCAGAUUUUAAAUGUUAAUUUCUUUUUAAACAACUCUACCAAGUACAUUGUAUAGAAACAGCAUUUAGCUUUGGAUAUGGGUGAUUGUUACUGAGAUCUAAGGAAAUGGUAAGAUAGUGAAGGCAGAAUUUGUCUUAUUUGGACAGCUAUAGAUACACACUGAAAAAUAUAAACAUCACUUAAAUCAAGUCUUUCUUUGAUCCCAGAAGGCAGUAUUUACUAUCUGGAUUUGGUGGUACAGUUUCUCUUGAUUCAUGACACUAGACUAGAAAUUAGGAAAUUGGAAACCAGAGUAGACUGGUAAGCAGUCUCACAGAAGAGUGGAGCUUGAAGUGAGAAAUGUUUUCUCCCAAGAAGAGUGGCACUUUGCUGAUGUGAUGAAAAUGUUACCAGCUAACUGAAAGCCAGUUUUGGUAUCUUUGCACUGGCAUCAAUCAUUUUUGUUACAGGGGUGAAGACAAACUUAACUCUAUAAUCAAACCAUAUAAACUUUUCUUAUUUAAAAAUUAAGAUGUUAAAUAAUGCUACUUGAGUCGGUUGUGGCACUUUACUUUUAUAGCUUGUUUUAAUAAUCAGAGUAUUAAUGUAUUACUCUUACUCUUUUUUUUUUCCACAAAUAUAAGCAAUACUUUUAUUUUUUACUACCAUUGAAGAAUAAUUAUAACAGACUGUUUUGAUUGCACAUGUUCAAAGUGAUGAGCCUUUCUAUUAUGAUCUCUUACAAAAGCUGCAGAGCCUACUAAAGUCAUCUUGAUAACUGCAAUAGCUGUUCCAAAUUUACCACUAAUCAUGUUGCAAAGAACUCUGCAUAAUAUUUCAGAUAGCGUACCAUUUCCUACUUUUUUAAAGACUACAUUAAUUUUCAUUUACUUCCGCUUUUUAAAACAUUCAAACACAUUAAACUUUGGCAAAUACGUAAUUUUUCUACUUCAAAAUGUUGCAUUAGUAUAAACAAUUUUGGUUAUGCAUUAUUUUGGAUCUCCUUUGACAAAGCACAUCUCAGGUCCUGUUAUUUGCUUUGUAAUAACAUUUAAUUAUUUGGUAGGUACAGUGUAGGAAGCUAGCAUAGUAAAUUAUUAGAAAUUUUUUUCUGCUGUACCACUUGGUACUCAAGGGCUACAUCCUCUAGUGCUACGUCAUCACUUACAUAUGUGUGUGGAUGACUGGGAGCCAUCUAGCAUUUGUAUAAAGUUUGAGAAAAUAUCUGCUAUUAAAUGCUUUCAUGUAGAAUGUAGAUAUGAGAGAAGGAAAUACUAUCCUAUUGUGUACAAUGGACUGAACUGCUUUUUCCCUGUUUUUCAAGGAUAUUUUUUUCAAGUUCCACAAAAUUAUGCCUUCCCUAAAAGUGUUCUGAGCAGCUUCUGCAUAAAAUCCAAAUAGCAAUGACAAUGACUUUUUGAGAGAAAAUUGGGAGUGCUCUUUUGACAUGACAUUAGUGUGCAACUGACAGGACAUUAUUAUGUUACGCAUCCAACUAUAAAUUUAUAUAUUGUCUAUUAAGCAGGAAGAGGAAGACUAGAGCUUCUAGAGAAUGCUCAACUGCUAUUUUGUUUUCCUGUGCUCUUUUAUAUUCUGCUCAGACAAGUCUAUGUUUUUUUAGUGGAAUCCAGUUGGUGGAUGCACACUUAGUGUUCACGAGAGGUGCUCUGUUAACACUUCUGCAGUAUGAGUUCAUUUAUUCAGUUCACAACAGGUGCAAUACAGGCAACAACAUUUUAAAUUGGCAUGUAUUACCCUGUUAUGGUGUUUCAUCCACUUACGAAAUGAGUUCAUUCAAUCCUUGCAUGGUACUAACUCAUCUAAUAAAAGCAUGUGUUUGUGUGCAAGGUAGCCACAUGUACAGGGAUUGUUCUGGAAGACACUCUAACCGUACAAUAUACUGGAAAAAAACCCAAAAUUCUGUGAUUUCCUUGAUUCAUCAGUGACUUGUAUGUAUUGAAAUCAACAACUUUUAGGUGAAUAGUUCUAUAUGCUGUUAAAGUUAAGCUAUAGUAAUAAUUAUGCUGUUCUCACUACCCAAGAGUAAUGAUACUUCAAGAAAGAAUGGUGCCAUUUCUUCCCUUCUCUAUUCUGAUGAUACAAAACUCAUUGUAAACCAAGGAUUGGCAGCCUUUCAAGGGUAAUCUGCCAGGCUGUACUUUUCUUUUUCAAAUUUGAGGUUAAACAUGCUGGUGGAAACUCACAGGGAGGUGGGAAGUUCCAUUCUGGCAAAUUACGGUAUCACACGGAUAAUCAGUGAUAUCUGAUGUGCAUGAUGCAGGGGCUUCUGGCUCCUUUGGACUUUGGAAGGUCUCCCCAAGAUGCAGUAGCUCUGAGCUCCUAAAACUUUCUUGACCUUGGUGUGUACAAUUUAAAAUAGGCUUGCAUGCUAUAGGCUUUUGGUUUCUGUUCCAAACCAAUUAAAAAAAAUCUUUGCAAGUAUCCUUACAAAGUAUGAGGUUAGUUCAAAUGCUAAAUAAAAUAUGAAGGACUUUGGAGAGUUAUCUUUUUAGAAAAAAAACAGAUAAACCUAAAUCUGUUUCUCAAAGUGGCCUUCUGUCGGCUUUUCUUCCAUAGAACUUGCAGUUACAUGCAGGAGUAGCAACAUGGAAACUAAAAAAGUAUAUUUUCAAAUAUAUAAGUGGAAGUUAGAACUCUAGCUUUUUUAUCAGCAUUUUUAUGGAUGUUUUGGAAUCUUCUAAAUUGUUAUGUUUUUACAGGAACAUGAUUGUACAGCUUACAUUCCAAGUUUGUGUUUCUAUAAAAACAUAGGAAGUUACAAAACCUAAUAUAAAAUUACUAUUUUUUAUAAGAUGUCUGAAAAAAGAAUUAUUUUUAAUGUAUUUACAUGCUGUCUUGCAGUACUGGGCACAGAAGCAGAACUGUUUUGUUCCAACAUUAAUGAAACUGAGAAAUUAUGGUAUGAACUAGAUUUUAAAAUUGAAUGUACAGUUUCAUGUACACUUUUUACUUCAUGUAAUCAAGAAGAUUGCAUAUGAUACUGUAAAUACAGAUUACUUGUGUACAUGGAAAUUUUAUUGAGACUAAAAGAUAUUGCCAAAUAUUUUCUAUUUCAGAAGACAGUUUUGUUUCCAUUUUAUAAAAUUCUUUCCUCUGUUUCUGCCUGUUCACAAAGACUUAAAGAAUUAUUUUAUUGUUUUGUUACUUGCAAUACAUAUUUGUAGAUUAAAACAAAUGUUCAAUUACAAUGUCUAUUUCCUUAUUCUUUUUUGUAUGUUAAUAAAAAUGAUUUUUCAAGCUUAUGAUACCAUGGAGUACAGAAUUAUAUUAUGUCACUAAGUCACAACUUUUUUAAUUUGGUAAAAGAUCAAAUUAUUAUCUUGAUUACUUUUUUUUGAAAACAGGUAAGAAUAUUUCUUAAAAUAUUUCUUUAAAUAUUCUAAGUAUUCCAUAUACUAUUCAUAAUGAAGCUCAAUUAUAAACAUACUUGGAAGUAGGGACUCAAAAUUUUGGUAGAAGGACUGCAUUUGUGUUGAGAAAUGUUUUUUGCUAAUUCUUGAUGGAAGCCUUGUAACUUCUGAACUGCUUUCUGCAUUGUAUGACAGUAUGAUGAACGCUUUUGAUCUCUGUAAAUCUAGUGGGCAAUAAUGAAGGGAAAAUUACUGUACAGGAAGGACUGGAGUCUAAGUCAACCAACUAGUCAACCAUUGCAAGUAAUGCAAAUAAUAGAAGAGAGGAGGUAAAAUGAGUAAAUUCAACUAUUACUGUACAGAUAUCAGAACUUUUAAAACAACAACGCCAACAAGGCUACAGCUAGCUCUGACAGAAGAAGUAGAAACAAUUGGCAUAAAUUUCAAUGAGCUCACUUACCUUUGGCAAAUGUGAUCAUCACAGACUACACCAACGUAUGUCAGCUUGGGGCUUGAGCUUACAGUCAUGUCCAAACUGCCUAGUCAUGUGUACUGACUACUCAUUGGCUCUCACCCUGUCUCUGUCAGGAGUGAACUAACUGGCUAUUUAGGCAUAGAAAUGUUUGCAAUUUUCCUUUCAAUUUUCACUAGUAUUUCAUUCCAACAAAAAAAUUUCCAUCUAACAGUAUUCAAAGUUUGCCAGAUAUUAUUAAAUAAUGUGAUUAAUCAGAUUUUCAAAUGUUUUGUAAGAGGCUGGUCCUUUUAAUUAUAUAUGUAUUCAAGUAGUGAUCCGCUAGGUGGCAAGCGCUACCAAAACUGCCUCUGUCAGAUGCUAGUCUAUCGUUGCUUUAAAUCAUACAGUAUGAUUUGGCUUAUGUGCCUUUAAAUAAAAUAAAAAUGUUAGUAGACAUAAAACGCAAUCAUGUCAGAAGGUAUAUAUUUAGUUUUAUUUUCUUUUAAAAGAGACACUUAAAAUAUACUUCAUCUCUCUGGCUGUGGAAAUUGUUCAUUACUGUGCUCUACUUCAGACUUCUUAAACUGCUGUUUUGUAACUUCUGUGUGAGUAUAAGCUUAGUUAAAAGAAGGAAUAAAGAGAACAUGAGAGCAUGAAAGUUUAGGGACAAGCUCAUAUAUAAGAGAAAAGUAGCAAGAAUUAGAAAAAAAUAGGGACUUCUAAUGCUUUUGCCAUUUGAUCUUGCAGUCUUACAUAAAAUUUGUCUCUUUAAAAUUUUCACUUUGAAAAAAUGAACAUUUGUGCCAAUUUCAAAUAAUACAAAAUAAAGUUUUCCCCUCUGACCUAUGCUAACAGUUUCUGUUCCUACUUUAUUCUGUUUGUGAAAACUGAUGAUGUAAGCAUGUUUGCUGACAUAUGCUUGUUCAAACCACUGAAAGUUAUUCUGUACAUGGUAUGGUGCUACUUCCUGAUCUGACUUGCUUGCUUGUCCUCUGAGGCUAUGUUUAUACUGAAAGAUAUUUUUUCUCCUACAGCUAACCAAUGACACUGAUUUUAUGGUGACAGUGGGAAUGCUAAUGUAGUCAGAGCAUUGUGUUUUUUUCCACAGAAUUAAUGAUUCAUGUUUAGGUCAAUAAAGUGGUAAAAUUCAGU